AUGCCUUUCCUCAAGACCUGCUCGGCCGCCCUCGUCUCGCUCCUUGCCCUCACCUCCGGCCUCCCCCACGUACGCGCGGCCGCGAACAGCGAUCCGCUAUCGAAACUGGUCGCACUGACCAAGGCCGGCAAGGGCGUCGCACCGCUCAACGACAAGCUGUACGACGAGAUCUUCUCCGGGCCUAGGAACUUCUCCGUCACCCUCGUCCUCACCGCCCUGGGCUCCCAAUUCCAGUGCCAACCCUGUCAGAUUUUCGAUCUGGAAUACCAGCUGCUUGCUCGUCAAUGGGCCAAGCAACCAGCCAAGAUCCGGAACACGCAUUUCUUUGCGAUGCUCGAUUUCAAAGAGGGCAAGAACACGUUCGCCAAGCUCGGUCUGAAUACGGCCCCUCAAGCACGCAUCUUCCUGGCUAACGAGGGCCCAGAGGCGGUGACCGAUCUGAAGAAACAAGUCCUCAGUUACGACUUCAACAAGGGCGGGCCCCGCGGUCUGACGGCUGAGAUGUUCACGGAGUGGGCUAUCAGCUCGGCUAACUUGCCCCCCUUCUUCCGUCGCCCCCCAAACUACGGAAGGAUCUUUGCCGCCUCUUGCGUCCUCUUGGCUACCCUGAUUCUCAUGAAGGUUGCAUGGCCGAUCGUCAGGUUGAUUCUUACCAGUAGAUUCAUCUGGGCUGCUGCACUCUUGCCGGUGAUCUUACUCAUGAUCUCAGGUCAGAUGUGGUGUCAGAUCCGAUCACCACCUUACAUGGUCAAACAACCAAAUGGAGCACCUUCCUACAUUGCUGGAGGAUAUUCCAAUCAAUACGGCGUUGAAACUCAAGUGAUUGCAAGUCUUUAUGGGGUCUUGGCAUUCGCUGCUUAUACACUGGCAUUUACGGUUGCUAAGCUCGAUGAUCCUAUUCGUCAACGGGUGGCCGUUUACGUCUGGCUUGGCGUCUUCCUCACUAUCUCGAGCAUGCUCCUCAACAUCUUCCGAAUGAAAAAUGGAGGUUAUCCAUUCAAAUUGUUUCUCUGA
This is a messenger RNA of Puccinia triticina, 1014 nucleotides long. RefSeq lists its product as uncharacterized. The record is from RefSeq and is a predicted model, not a curated record. The transcript has 6 exons. Gene Ontology annotation, cellular component: oligosaccharyltransferase complex. The coding region runs from base 1 to 1014 and encodes 337 amino acids. Lineage: Eukaryota; Fungi; Basidiomycota; Pucciniomycetes; Pucciniales; Pucciniaceae.